AUGGGUCUACCAAAGGCCAAAAAUAUGGAGGGCUUGGGCCGUACCCUCAUGAACGACAAGUUUGGCGGGGCAAGAACCUCCCGUGGCGGUGGUGCUAGGUCUCGACGAAGGAAUGGAGAUGGCAGUGAAAGGUAUACAACUACCCAUAAAGAAGCCGACUGGGUCAAAAUGCGCAGUAUAACCGAACAACAGGCCCUCGAUGAAUUCCUCUCCACCGCCGAACUCGCCGACACCGACUUUACGGCCGAAAAGAUGAAUAUUAAAAUCAUCCAUAGCGAUCAGAUAAACCCUUACCUACUAUCUGCCGACGAAGAAAAGAAAAAGCUUAGUAAACAUAAAGCUAAUGCCGGUAAACUCACCGUCCCAAGAAGACCAGAUUGGGAUGAAAGUACCACCCCAGCAGAACUUGAAAGAAUGGAAAAAGAUUCAUUCCUAGAUUGGAGGAGAGGGUUGGCGGAAUUGGCGGAGAAUAAUGAUUUGUUGCUUACGCCAUUUGAACGGAAUUUGGAGGUUUGGAGGCAACUGUGGAGGGUUAUCGAACGUUCGGAUUUGGUGGUGCAGAUUGUGGAUGCUAGGAAUCCGUUACAUUUUAGAAGCGAGGAUUUGGAAAAUUAUGUGAAGGAGAUUGAUGAUGAUAAGAAGAACUUAUUGUUGGUUAAUAAGGCGGAUAUGAUGACCCAGAAGCAGAGGUUGCAGUGGGCGGACUACUUUGAUAAGGAAGGGGUUGAUUAUAAAUUCUUUUCGGCGGCGUUGGCGAAGGAGAGCAACGAGGAGGGGGAUAGUGAGGAUGAUUAUGAAGAUGAGGAGGAGGAUGAUCAAGAGAGGCUACCACAGGGACCAGAGGACCUGAAAGAAUCGAGCGAGGAGGAGGAGGGGAGGCAGGAGAAAGAGAAGGAAGUAUUGGGAGAUGGAGCUGAGGAAGACGAAGAACUAUCCCUCGUCGCCAUUGCUCAGAAAAUGUCGGUUGUCGAUGAGGACCCUAGGACCCGCAUCAUAACUGUCGACGAACUCGAAGCCAUCUUCCUUUCUCACGCUCCAGCUGCUGCCACGACUUCAUCCGAUGCCUCCGACUCCCAAUCCCGCAGAAUCAACGUCGGACUUGUUGGCUACCCCAAUGUCGGUAAAUCUUCCACCAUCAACGCCCUUAUCGGUGCCAAAAAGGUCUCCGUCUCCUCCACUCCUGGAAAAACAAAGCACUUCCAAACAAUCCACCUUUCUCCUUCCGUCAUGCUGGUCGAUUGCCCAGGUCUCGUGUUCCCAAAUUUCGCAACCACAAAGGCAGACUUAGUUUGUAACGGCGUCUUACCCAUCGACCAACUUCGAGAAUUCACAGGACCGGCAGGAUUAGUCGCCCAACGAAUUCCAAAACACUAUCUUGAAGGUCUUUACGGUAUAAACAUCAAUGUCCGACCACCAGAAGAAGGUGGAACCGGUAUCCCCACCGCUGCAGAAAUGUUGAUGGCAUACGCCCGAGCCAGAGGUUUCACAAAGACCGGUACUGGAAGGAAUUGGGACGAAUCCCGUGCUGCAAGGUUCAUCCUCAAGGACUACGUCAACGGCAAACUACUAUUCUGCCAUCCGCCACCCGCCGAUCCAGAAAUCGAUGGGACAGAGUUCAAUAAAGAAUUGUACGAUAUUGAAAGACUCCCCGCCCGACGAAAGGAAGCGAUAAUUGCCGCCGCUGCAUCGCCUUCGAUAUCGGAAUUAAACGAAGACGGAAGCCUAUCAACUACCACAUUAUCUCUAGACGAUGAAAUGGUACCACUAAAUCCUGCAGCAGAAAAGGGUACGAAAUCGAAGAACUUGGAUAAGCAGUUCUUCAAAUCGAUGGGUGCUGGGGGGCAUAUCAAAACUCCUUAUCACUACGUAGCAGCUGGGAGAACGGAACAUGCUAGCGGGAACACAAAGGCUUUGACGGGAAGGAAAGCGAAAUUGGUGGCGGCGUUGGAGAAGGGAGUUGAUCCCACGGAUCUGAAGGAUGGGAAGAUGCAUUUCAAGUCGGCGAGGGUAAAGAGACGUACGAAUACUGUUGAUGAUUGA
Messenger RNA from Orbilia oligospora ATCC 24927, 2040 nucleotides. RefSeq lists its product as uncharacterized. Gene Ontology annotation, cellular component: cytosol. Gene Ontology annotation, biological process: ribosomal subunit export from nucleus. The record is from RefSeq and is a predicted model, not a curated record. The coding region runs from base 1 to 2040 and encodes 679 amino acids. The transcript has 2 exons. NCBI's taxonomy places the organism in Eukaryota, Fungi, Ascomycota, Orbiliomycetes, Orbiliales, Orbiliaceae. Gene Ontology annotation, molecular function: GTP binding; GTPase activity.